This is a messenger RNA of Lepidothrix coronata (blue-crowned manakin), 1390 nucleotides long. RefSeq names its product zinc finger and BTB domain containing 7A (gene ZBTB7A). Gene Ontology annotation, biological process: regulation of transcription by RNA polymerase II. The record is from RefSeq and is a predicted model, not a curated record. Gene Ontology annotation, molecular function: DNA-binding transcription factor activity, RNA polymerase II-specific; protein binding; RNA polymerase II cis-regulatory region sequence-specific DNA binding. The transcript has 2 exons. NCBI's taxonomy places the organism in Eukaryota, Metazoa, Chordata, Aves, Passeriformes, Pipridae. Bases 20 to 1390 code for a protein of 456 amino acids.
GAAGCCUUUUGCGUGGAAGAUGGCGGGUGGCGUGGACGGCCCCAUAGGGAUCCCGUUCCCGGAUCACAGCAGCGACAUCCUGAGCAGCCUGAACGAGCAGAGAAACAACGGGCUGCUGUGCGACGUGGUCAUCCUGGUGGAAGGCCAGGAGUUCCCCACCCACCGCUCCGUCCUGGCGGCGUGCAGCCAGUACUUCAAGAAGCUCUUCACCUCAGGGUUAGUGGUGGACCAGCAAAACGUGUAUGAGAUAGACUUUGUGAGUGCGGACGCCCUGUCGGCGCUGCUGGAGUUCGCCUACACCGCGACCCUCACUGUCAGCACUUCGAACGUCAACGACAUCCUCAACGCGGCCACUCUGCUGGAGAUCCCGGCCGUCAGGGAUGUCUGCACGGAUCUCCUGGACAGGAAGAUUCUGGCCAAAAAUGACCAGAUGGAUACAGUAGAUCAAAUUGAUCAGAGGAACCAUCUCAGAGCAAAAGAGUACCUGGAGUUCUUCCAGAGCAACCCCGUCAACGGCCACCAAGGCAGCUUUCCGUGGACCAACCCAGAGUUGAGAGACCUUCAGAGACUGAACUUCCGAGGCCAAGAGGAGGAGGAGGAGUCGAACUGCAACGGCCUGGACUUCUACUCGCAGGCCACCCCAACCGAAAGACCAAAGGCAAGUGACUGUGACCCUGACAGCAACCCGGCCAUGUGGCUGGACCGGGAGGAGGAGGAGCCGGUCACCGCCGGCAUGUUCUCACCUUCCCAGAACGGACAUUACAGCAGCCGUGGCUUGGCCACGCCGGGAGAAGAGGAGGGGGGGACCCCCCGGGGGCCUCUGGACCCGCAGGAAGCCGGCGACUCGCCCGGCUUCAUCCCCGCCGGGGCGGAGACGGAGGACGACGCGCGGGAGGUGGACGACUUGGCCGCCAGCGCCCUCCUGCAGCAGAUGAUCAACUCGGUGGGGCGGCAGCAGCUCGGGGACGACGACCGCAAGGACGACGACGGGGUCAUGGAUUAUUACUUGAAAUACUUCGGCAGUUCGAACGAGGGCGACGUCUACCCGUCCUGGUCCCAGAAGGAGAAGAAGAUCAGGGCCAAAGCAUUCCAGAAGUGCCCCAUCUGCGAGAAGGUGAUCCAGGGCGCCGGGAAGCUGCCGCGCCACAUCCGCACCCACACCGGGGAGAAGCCCUACGAGUGCAACAUCUGCAACGUCCGAUUCACCAGGUACGGGCUGGGGGGGAACGGGGGGGCUCUCCCACAAAUCCGGCUCUUCCCUUGGCUUGGGAGCACGGGGGGCUCUCCCACAAACCCGGCUCUUCCCUUGGCUUGGGAGCACAGGGAGCUCUCCCACAAAUCCAACUCUUCCCUUGGCUUGGGAGCACAGGGGGCUCUCCCACACAUCUGA